Molecule: messenger RNA, 1965 nt
Organism: Megalobrama amblycephala (Wuchang bream)
Lineage: Eukaryota; Metazoa; Chordata; Actinopteri; Cypriniformes; Xenocyprididae
Gene: ucn1
Product: urotensin 1
Exons: 2
Coding region: 943-1380 (145 amino acids)
Cellular component (GO): extracellular region
Molecular function (GO): hormone activity
Source: RefSeq, a predicted model, not a curated record
CGGCAAGCCAGAAACAAUACUCAACCGUGACUAAACCUCUGCAUCUGGCUGUUGAACACAUUUUUCUCAGCCACUCUUUAAAAUAUUAUAUUUCAUAGUCACAAAGCAUUUUAAUUCAUGACCAUGUGGUUUAUUUUUAAUGUCAGUAUUAUCAUUUACAGAGUUUAACUUGAAUUAUAUGGUGAAGUUCUCAAAUGUUACUUAUGUGAUUUUUGGCUCAUGUGUUAUAACCUGUAGACAGCUUGUUCUUACAAUGUGCUUCUAAAUCUUAAUAACUUUAUAGGCUCUAUAUAUAUAUAUAUAUACGUAGAAACACCCAAUAUAGACAGGAAUAUGCACAAAGAAAUACAUGUUUUUAUUGUAAUAUAAAUGAACCGAUGAGGUCUGGCUGUAUCUUGAAUUUCAGCACCUUGGACAGAGUCAGACCCCGUCGCGCGCUUCUGCUCUCCUCCUGACCACAAAUGACCAGCCAUGCAGAAAUCCAUCACGACAGCAGCUCCUCAGCUCACUUUACUCAGGUGCACUUAAAAAACAAGUCAUUUGACAGUCAAAGUAUCACCAUCCACUGAUCACCCGUCUGUUCCAACUUUGGAUAUAUUUUCUUUGAGACUAAGUUCAUGACUUUGCAACAGCAUCAAGAUCAUCUUUUGUGAAUGAAAACUUUGGAGAGACAAAGAAACGCCUCACUUUGUCCUUCGGAUCUACAGCACCUUUACUCCAUUCUUCCUUCCAGUUCAGAAUUGCCUCAUUUACAAGCAGUUUAUGCAGCUCCACUGACGUCAAUGGAGCUGUGUGUGAUGUAUAUAACCAUUGAGCUACAGGAGCUCCACUCCAGUCUGUCUGCAAACACUCUUCCUUACAAGUUCUUUUGAAGCAACAGAAGACGAUCGACUAACACACCUGGGUGGUGUUUUCCUCAGGAAACGCGCGGCUGUGUCCAGCAUGAAGCCCGUCCCUUUGGUCCUGCUCAUUACUUCAGUCUUACUGACCACCCACAUCCCGCUGAGCACCUGUCGACCCCGCGAUUUGAGCCUCAUGAGCAACCAGCUAGACGACGCGCUCUUAACCAGGGCUGGAGACGACGCCAUGUCGUACCUGGUGGGCGAAAAACUCCUUCAGUAUUUGCAAAGAAACGUCGGAGCGCAGAAAGCAGGUGGUGUCCUGCAUCUCCAGCACUUCCCCACGGCGCAGCUACGCUCUCCUCACGAGGACAACAGCUUAGAGGAGCUCACGGAGUUUUCCAAACGGAACGACGAUCCUCCGAUCUCCAUCGACCUCACCUUCCACCUGCUGAGAAACAUGAUCGAAAUGGCGCGGAACGAGAAUCAAAGGGAACAGGCGGAACUGAACCGCAAAUAUCUAGAUGAGGUUGGGAAGUAGCUGUAGUUCAAUGAAGAUGCUUUCAGUCGGCGAGUAAAGAACAAGCUCAGUGCACUCUUUCACACCCCCAAACUCUCGCUAAAGCAUACGACAGUCAUUCACCGAUGCCUCCUGCUCGACCCACACUCUUAGAAAUAAAGGUUCUUCAGUGGUUCUUUGGUUCAGCAAAGAACCUCCUUCUCGUUCUUGAGUUGGCUGUGGUUCUUUGGAGAUUAAAUAAAAAAAAAAAUCUUCUUCAGAUCAGGCUAUUGGUUUCUGGGUUCUUUAAAGCACCCCCGGCACGAAGAACUACAGAAUAGCCUAAAAGUUCUUCAAAAAGGUUCUCCUGUGGCAUCAGGGUUAUGUGGAACCUUUAUUUUUAAGAGUGGCCAGAAGAGUUUCUGGUGACCUGCUGCUCUCUCCAUCACCUCUGGACCAUUUCAGAACUGGAAACCACAUGCAAAAGCCCUGCUCAGGACCUCGAAACGCUGUGCAGGGGGUUCAUACGUAACAACCAAAUCAAUCAAUCUGGUACCCUUUUAGUGUUUAAAGUUAUUGGCCUCCUAAUUAGUGUUAUGAAUGGAAGAAGUACUAUCACAAAUCCUA